This is a messenger RNA of Eurytemora carolleeae, 740 nucleotides long. It is a transcript of the gene Taf11, whose product is annotated as transcription initiation factor TFIID subunit 11-like. Gene Ontology annotation, biological process: RNA polymerase II preinitiation complex assembly; transcription initiation at RNA polymerase II promoter. Gene Ontology annotation, molecular function: protein heterodimerization activity; transcription coactivator activity. The record is from RefSeq and is a predicted model, not a curated record. The transcript has 8 exons. Bases 57 to 674 code for a protein of 205 amino acids. Gene Ontology annotation, cellular component: transcription factor TFIID complex; nucleus. Lineage: Eukaryota; Metazoa; Arthropoda; Copepoda; Calanoida; Temoridae.
UUCUGUGAGCCGCAGUUUUUAUUAUAUAUUUUAAACUUUGCAAAAUUUCAGAGAAGAUGAUGUCUGAUUUGCAAACCGACGAUCUUCCAGCAGAAGGUUCAGAGCCGUCGGUGAAAAAGAUCAAGCUUGAAGCUCCUGAUCCUGAAGAGCCCAGCAAUGACAGGUUGAAAGCGAAACCAGAUCUUCCAAAGCUUAAUAUUGACGAGGCUUCAGCUUCUCAAAAAAGUGCAGAGGAAUCUAAAGUGAGUGGAGAUGGAACCCCUCUGUUUGAUACCCCCACUACCCCCCACCCUGGGGGUUCAACAGCACAGGAGAAGAACAAGAAGGAGGCCGAGAAGGAGGAGAGGGAGAAGAUGCAGUUCCUCGUCUCAAACUUUACCGAGGAUCAGUUGGAUAGAUAUGCUAUGUAUAGAAGAGCUUCAUUUCCUAAGGCAACAAUUAAGAAGAUAAUGCAGAAUAUUACUGGUAGUUCUAGUACAGGACAGAAUGUUAUUAUAGCUAUGGCUGGUAUUGCAAAGGUGUUUGCAGGCGAGGUUGUAGAGAUGGCUUUAGAGGAUAUGGGAAAGUCAGGGGAGGCUGGUCAACCAAUCAGACCUAAACAUCUACGAGAAGCUGUCAGAAAACUAAGAACUAAAGGAUACAUGCCAAAGAUCAAGAAACAGUGCCCAUUUUAGAAUUACUUAGUUUUCCAUUUUAUAAUUACUUUUAUGUCCAUUUUGGAACUACUUUAGUGUCCAUUU